AUGUCAGACGAGGUCUCGAACUUCUUGCGAUCAGUAGAGCAAUUGAACCACGGACGUCACGAGGAGGAAGAGGCGCGCUCCAAGGAGCUUGAAGAGAAGCUGCUGCAGCAGAGAAAGGAGCGCCAGGCCCGCCGCGAAGAGCGUGCCCGAUCUAUCUCCCCGCAGAAGUCGUCGCCGGCCAACACCCCGCCGCCAUCUGCGCGCCACAGGGACUCGACCCCUCAGCCGACAGAGGCAUCGUCUCCCAUCCCAGACCUCUCUGCCAGACUACAAAACCAGGUUGGCGCUGCUCCGCCAUUGUCUGCCGACGCGAUGGACCUGCCGUCACCCCGCUCCGUCUCUCCUACGAAGGAGACUGUUCUCGACUUCGAGCCCAACCGAUCUAGUGCCUCGUACAAUUCACCGCCUUCCAGCGGCGUGCCAGCGAGGACACCUACUCUAUCGUGGCAGCGAAGACCGCCAUCCCAAGGACCAGAUCGCCCCAGGUCUCGGCCCUUGUCUAUGGUUGCGGCUGAAAAUGCCGCCGCACGAUCAAACACUCCCCCUGCAGAGGCCGCUUCUCCCUCCCAGACCCCUUCUCGUGACCAGAUCUCACAAGCAUUGGCGUCCAAAGACCCUGCUUGGUUCCGUCAGACCGCUGACCGAGGUGCGACUUCUGCUGCGUAUCGAAAGAAUCAGGUCGAGGACGAAGACACCGUUGAUGUCGCGACUUCUCGCUCCCAACUGCCUGGCACGUCGCAAACCACCUCAACCGAGCCCGACAAGGAGCCAGCCCGAGAGCGUCCGACUUCACAGAUUAGCUUGGGCAGGCUCGGCUCGCCAUUGCUGACAACAGAUGCGGUGAAGCUGGGCCCUCCUGCGGAUAUUCAGGCAUCCAAGGACGGAACUUCGUCAGGCCAGACCUCGCCAACGCGACCAGCGUCUCCAACGAAGGGAAUGGGGGGCUUUGUUCAAAGUGCUAUGAUGAAGCGCACGGACAGCGUCAAGAGAUGGAGCGUCACAACUCCGGGUCUGCAGCGUGGGAACGGUUCGAAUCGCAAUAGUCUUGACGGUAAGAACAUUGCUACGAGCCCAGGUCCAGAGCCUCUCUCGCGGCCUGUCAGUAGAUCCAGGGACAGCACUUCACGGCCGGUCUCAAGUCAUGCAAAGGACUUGGCCUCAACGACGUCUGGCGCAACAUCCCCCGAGGAUGGUGUGCCCGAGCCAUCCAAGCUCGAGCCUCCUGUGGACAAUACGCCCCCAACGAGCCCUUCGAAGACUAUGGACCCGAGACGUUGGAGUCCAACAAAGGGCUCCUGGCUCGAUGCCGCCUUGAACAAGCCCGAGUCACCUAAGCCUAAGCCUGCAGCACCCCCGAGCAAUCAGCCCGCGUGGAUGGUGGAAUUGAACAGGGCGAAAGCGGAGAAAGCCAAGAAUUCUAGUGUUGAUCUUGGCCGAGCUGGUUCUACCGUUAAAAAGCAUGAGGUGAAGACUGGCGGUCUCGUACGGCCGGCACCGCCUGGCACAGCUGUGAAGCCUCCCAGCCUCGCUGGUCUACCUUCUCCAAGCCUGGGGGCUGAUAAACCGUUGACGCCGGGUCUUCGCACUAGUAUGACGAGGAGUGAUAGUAACACGAGGAUCAGUCCCGCCAGCGAAAAGCCUGGAGCUGGUGCAGAAGAUUUGGGUCGACGAGGCUCCGUCAUCAGCCCUGUUGCCAAAGACAAACCGGAGGCACCACCACAGAUGGACUUUCGGGCUGGUUUACGGCCUAGGGGUCUCACAGUGGGCAAAGACAGCGACAAGGAACCGGAAAAGGCUGGUUUACGGGCUAGGGGUGCCACAGUCGGCAGAGACAGCAGUAAGGAACCCGUCAAUGAGCUGGCGAAUGUGUUCGGUCAGCUGCGGAAGACGAAGACACAGAAUUACGUCGCCCCAGACGUGUUGAAAGACAACAUCACGAGGGGCAAGUCCGCAUUGAAUGUGACUGGUGGGCCGCGACCUUACGAAAAGAAGGACGAGUUCAAGGAUGCGAUUUUGAAGAAGAAAGCAGACUUCAAACAGGCGAAAGAGCAAGGUCGUGGUGUUGCAACCAACGAAAAGCCACCAGAGGAGAAAGCGAUCCCCGAGGGGCUGGCAAGACGAGCUACCAUAACUCGUUCCGGCUCCAUUCCGCACGUAUCCCACUCACGCGACACUUCAACUGCAAAAUCUCCAUCGGAGACAUCUGCAAAACCUUUUGAGUCGUCAAGAUCCAGCAUGGUCUCAGUGACUUCGCCUCGGGACAUCAAGGUAGACACAGCCCCAGUCAAGGUCGAGAACAAGGAAGAAAUGCCGUCACCAAGCAAGCCGGAGCCACGGAACACCGGCCCUGUCUCUCCCAAGAAAGUCCACGAGCAGGUCUCUACGUUCCCUUUGAAACAACAAGUAAACGAGGACAAGAAGGACGAUGUCCAACCCCCAUCUCCGCGGAAGCUGGACGUGAAGAGAAUGUCUAGAUUCUUGGACGAGUCGGGACCGCAGUCACCCAAGGGUGAGCCGGAACCGGUCAGGUCGCCUUCGCCACUGAAGAAAACCUUCGGAAGCCCAACAUCGCCGCGAAAGCUACCUUUGGAGUCUGAGAAGGGCGAAACGCAGCCAGCUGUCUCUGCGAGCAAUGGAGCAAAUGUGUUUGGUGGAUCCGUCACACCCAAGAAGCCGCAACCCCAAACCGAUAAGCCCUUACCAGAACCCUUAGAUCUGCGUCCCAGGUCACCUACCAAGACUCACGCAACGCGAGACCCACCCUCACCUUCAAGAACAUCGGCUUAUGCCUCUCCCUCGCGGACACCGACAAGGUCUCCAUCGAAGAGCGCGGGGGAUGUGUCUGCCAUGAUCAACGGGUUCUUUGGUAAUCAGCGACCGAAACGGAACUACCAUGUCGAUGCCGCCGAGCUCCUGAUGAAUCGCCCCAAAGGCGGUUCCAGAGUCCAAACACACAAAGCACAGCUCUUCCAAGUCACGGAGCAGGGCAAAAAGAUUCCUGUCCCAGCCCAUUAUGAACGUGUGCUAUUUGAGCGUGAGAUGUAUAUUUGCUCGCACACCUUUACAGAUGAGGCACGGAAGAGGGUAUCUGAAGUGUACUUCUGGUCUGGUGACGAGGUUGCACCAUCGGCCGUCGAGGAUGCCCAGGUAUUUGUGAACAAGGAAGUAAAGUCUAUCGGCGGCACCUUGAUCAAGAUGCGUCAGGGUAAGGAGACGGCCGAAUUUAUACAAGCCCUCGGCGGCAUUGUCAUUAUACGGCGCGGCUCAAGCAACAAGUACGACUCGCUUGCGUCCAACAUACUCUGUGGGCGGCAGUUCCUGGGUCAGAUCGUCUUCGACGAGGUGGACUUCUCUUCCUCGAGCCUUUGCUCUGGCUUCCCCUAUCUCAUCACCCAGCAAGGAAAGUGCUAUCUGUGGAAAGGCAAGGGUGCUGGAGUCGACGAGCUGAGCUGCGCAAGGCUGAUAGGGAUGGACCUCGCGCUGAUGGGCGAGUUGGUUGAGAUGGAUGAGGGACAAGAGCCAGAAAACUUUUGGGACUUUUUUGGUGGCGACAGAAGAGCGAGCUUGAGCUCCGCAGAUCACUGGAGGCUGAAGCCGAGUUACGAGAAGUACUGUGGGAGACUCUUCUGCUCGGAUUCAGCCGCUCAAAAUCAGGUCACCGAGCUCAACCCUUUCAGCCAAAUGGACCUGUCCCCGGACAGGAUCUACGUCCUCGACGCCUUCUUCGAGAUGUAUGUCAUAGUUGGACGCUAUACACAGGCUCAGUAUGGCUCCUUCCGCAAUGCCCUCGACUUUGCUCAGGAAUAUGCCAUACUCGCUGCCGGUAUGGAAGAUCGGCCAUUCGUGCCAGUCUCCACAGUCGUUAUGGAGGGAAUCCCACGGGAUCUGAGAAGCUGCUUCCGGAAGUGGAGGGAUGAUCUGAGCCCGACCAAGAUGCUGCCACCGUCAUCUGGCGGAGGAGGCUCGGCCGGGCGAACAUCGCCUCUGAAGAGGGCCAGAAGCCUGAGGGUCAUGCCGCUGGUGCAAGCGUUGCAGGUGUUGGGGAACUCGGAAUAG
Messenger RNA from Diaporthe citri, 4056 nucleotides. RefSeq lists its product as uncharacterized. NCBI's taxonomy places the organism in Eukaryota, Fungi, Ascomycota, Sordariomycetes, Diaporthales, Diaporthaceae. Gene Ontology annotation, molecular function: actin filament binding; phosphatidylinositol-4,5-bisphosphate binding. The record is from RefSeq and is a predicted model, not a curated record. Gene Ontology annotation, biological process: barbed-end actin filament capping; actin filament severing. The transcript has 4 exons. The coding region runs from base 1 to 4056 and encodes 1351 amino acids.